This is a messenger RNA of Schistocerca serialis cubense, 824 nucleotides long. RefSeq lists its product as uncharacterized. The record is from RefSeq and is a predicted model, not a curated record. NCBI's taxonomy places the organism in Eukaryota, Metazoa, Arthropoda, Insecta, Orthoptera, Acrididae. Bases 130 to 810 code for a protein of 226 amino acids. The transcript has 5 exons.
UCACUCCAAGCGGGCCACCAUGUUGUGUUUCGAAGCGUUUGUUUAUCUACACGUUUGUUGGAUCGAGUGCUGUAUUCGUGCUUUAAACUAGCGAUUACAGAGUUUACGUGUAGUGAAGCUGCUGUGAACAUGGUUUACAAAUGUUGUGUGCCAAGGUGUCGUGGGAAUUACGGAACUGGACCAAAAAUAAUGUUGUUUUCCUUUCCGAAAGAUGCGAAUCUGCGUUGGAAAUGGCUUGCAGCGAUUCAUCGGGACAAUUUCCAACCCACUGAGCACACGAAGGAAGAGAAGCAAAUGGGUUCUCUGGUUCUGCUGGUCCUGAUCGCAUCGGGCGCCUUGGCUGAGGUGACUGAGUGCACCGGCGGUUCCAACAGCGCAAUGCCGGCGUCAACAGAGCACACCGCUCGGGAAGGAAAGGGUUGGUCAGAGUACCCUAAAGUGAUGGUACUCCAGCCGAUGACCACAGAGGAGUCCUCGGCAGAACCUCCGCGCCCGACUCCUAUAAACAGUGUCUGCAUGAUGAAGGUUAACUGCGCAGACACCAGGCCUAUUGACUACGACGAGGAGCUUCAGAGGGACGAAGAGUACCAGGACGCGCAAAGCACUGUUCAGGAAACGCCAACAGCUGCAACGUCGAGUACCGGCUCGCCAAAGCCGGCACCACCUCCUGUCCCGUGCACUGUGGAAAUACAAGUGCUGCAGACGUUCCGCGGCCAGUGCGUGCGGCUGGGCCAGCACUUCGGCGGCUGCCGCGCGGGGCCGUUCGUGUCGCCGCUGCAGCCACCCUGCCACCCCCCGCCACAACACUAGCCGGCGCACCGCAC